Messenger RNA from Oppiella nova, 369 nucleotides. NCBI's taxonomy places the organism in Eukaryota, Metazoa, Arthropoda, Arachnida, Sarcoptiformes, Oppiidae. The record is from the annotation of a GenBank genome assembly.
GCACGGCCCCAACUCGUCCUACCGGAGCGCUCUAUCGGAAAGCUCGGACUUCAGUGGACGGAAACCCCACUUCGUGCCGAUCACCCGACUCGAUGACGCCCAGGCCAUCCGAGCCGCUGAGUUCCAUCCCAACGGACAGCUCUAUGCCAUCGGAUCCAACUCCAAGACACUGAGACUCUGUGGUUAUCCGAAGUCACAUGAGUUGCGGACUUUGAGAGAGGAUCAUGUGCCCCAUCAGCCAACUGUCCUCUCCAAACGGGUGAAACACCAUAAGGGAAGCAUUUAUUGCCUGGCGUGGAAUACAACGGGAGAUCUGUUGGCCACCGGUUCUAACGACAAGAGCAUCAAAAUGAUGAGAUAUAAUGCGAU